Messenger RNA from Sitodiplosis mosellana (orange wheat blossom midge), 2651 nucleotides. RefSeq names its product ras-related and estrogen-regulated growth inhibitor-like protein. NCBI's taxonomy places the organism in Eukaryota, Metazoa, Arthropoda, Insecta, Diptera, Cecidomyiidae. The transcript has 5 exons. Gene Ontology annotation, molecular function: GTP binding; GTPase activity. The record is from RefSeq and is a predicted model, not a curated record. Bases 1421 to 2479 code for a protein of 352 amino acids.
UAUUCGCGCCACUAUAUAUAUACGCCAUGAAAAGGUGGUCUUGCCAUCAAUUGCAAAACAAACGUUUGUAUAUCAACAUGGAGUGCUGCAGCGCUUCAGCUCUGAACCAACGUAUUUCAUUUACUCGCAACGUUAAACAAAUGUUGUUCUGAUUCCAGUUCAUUCAUUUGAUGUGAAAGAAAGAUUUUUUUUCCAACGAACAGAUUAAGUUUCGACAAACAUUCAGCAUACCAAAGGCUGUUGUGAAGGAAUUUAGUGGAAUUUUGCGCGUUCAAAAAUUAAUGAUUACUAUAAUUGAGCGAAAUUCGUUGAUUUUAAUUCCUUGUGUUUUCAUUUGGGAUGUAAAGCAUUACAUCCCUUAGAACUGAACCAAGCUUAAUCUUGCGCCAUUGAUGCUGUUUGCUUUCAGUGAAUGUGAAAAGAGUUCUAUUCAUGAUAGUUUAAUAUCCAUUCGAUAAUAAUAUAUUGUAAAGACGCAUCGAACUUGCCUAGAAAGUGGAAGCUUGAAAAGUCAGCACGUGUAUGACCUCCGUCUUUUGUCUAUCAUCAUCUAUUUAAUGCCAAAGGGAUAGAUAUCAUCGAUUACAAACAUACGAAUCAUCGAACAAUCGAAUAUAGUGAUAAACGAUUCUUCUUUUGGUUCGUUGAACCUACAAUGGUAAAUAGAGUGUUAGCGACACGGUCAUUGCUUUAUCCAUCAUUAAUUUUAUUUACUGAAGACUUAUAUCAAAACAAUAGGUGGAUACCAUAUACAAAGUCCGUUUUAUAGGCCAAAUAAAAACAAAAAAAGCGAUAUCAUUGCGGAUUAAGCAAUUAAUUCGGUUAAUGAAUGAUAACAUAGGUGAAAAUUUACCGAAAUAACGGUAUUUAAACGUAUUUUCAAGUGGAAAGUGUAAUUAUUAUUACGACGGAUUUUUUGCUGGAACUGGACCAUGUCGAAGGUGUGAUGUUGAGUACCGUACUACCGUACACGUGUGCAAAUAUCCUCACAGUAGAAAAUUGCGCGUGAAGCAAUCGGCAAACAAAGGAAAACAAAGAAUAAAUAAAUUGAAGGACAUACUUUUGUAUUUAUACACAAUAUACAGAGAGCGUGCGAUAGAAAGUGAGAUAAUUAAUUUAGCUACACUCGGCCACGCAUCAACGAAUCGCCAAUUUACGUUUGUAAUGGCCAUCGUGCUCAUUUAGCUGUUGUUUGUUGUACAAUUCAAUUACGACUGAUUGUGUCGCCGUUUAUUGGCUUUUCCAUUCAUUUCGGUACCACCGAACCAACAAAAUUCAAAUACGAAAAACUUUGCGACAACAUAAAUGGACAAAUACUCUGUACGUGCUUAAGAGAAGAACAGUUUUUUUUUUAUUCCCGAUUUGUUUUUCGUUUUCGUCACCAUCGUCGUUUGUUGUGGUGCGCCGUUAUCGCAGUGACAUGCCGUUUUCGUCUUGGAUCGAUCCGAGAAAAGCGGAGAGCAAAGCGGAGCAAAAAGAAUUGACAAAAGACAAUUCACUGGAGCUCAACAUGAAUUCAACAUCGCCUAAAUCGUCGUUGGCUAAAAUCGGCUUACAUGCCAAACCAAAGCCAUUUCGUAUUUUGAUUCUAGGAACAACCGGAGUGGGAAAGACUGCAAUGGUUGUGAGAUUUAUAACACGUCGUUUCAUCGGUGAAUAUGAUCCGAACCUGGAAAAAGUCUACUCGUUCAACACAAUCAUGGAUAAUGAGGCGGUAUUGUUUGAGAUUUUAGACGCCAAAUCAGGUCAACUCAAUGAAAGUGACAUUGCGAAUCUUGAAUCAAACAUUAGAUGGGCAGACGCUUUUAUCCUUAUGUAUUCAGUAACCGAUAAGUGCAGCUUUGAUGAAUGUAAUCGACUGAAGUUUUUGAUUAAUUAUAAUAAACGACGCAAAAAGAUUGGAUCAAAUGGCAAAGACAACAGCUGUGAUGUGCCCGUCAUGCUGGUGGCGAAUAAAAUUGAUCAAUAUGGUGAUCGAAUGGUGCUGGUGGAGGAUGGGCAAAGACGUUACCGCGAAAUUGGUUGUGUUGGGUUUCGAGAGAUCUCAGUGCGUGAAAGCAUUGAACAGGUUUGGGGUGUUUUCCAUGAUAUUUGUCAAAUGUGGCAAGUUUUCUCGAAAUGUCCAAAAUUGAAGCGGUCAACGAGUGAGGUGCAAACGAGUGCCGAAAGUAUAGCUAGCCCAGAAUCAACAAUUUGCUCCAUUUUCGAUAAUACGAUGCGAGUGGAGAAACGACGCUCAUUCCUAAUUGGCAACUGGACGGAACGCAGUCCCGACGAAUGUGAUGAGGGAAAGGGUCACGAUUCGCAUACAAACGGUAAAACAGAUGCACCAUUUCGAGAACGUGCUUCAACCGAUGGUACAAUAUUUUCACGACCACGACGAUGGCAUUAUCCGGCUCGAGUAUCGGUGGUUUCACAUCCGGCACGCAUCGAACGUCGCAUGAGCAUUUCGAUGCGUGGCAGCAACGCCAGUUACUAAACAUUAAUUCAAUCAUUUUCACUUUCUAGAUCAUAAAUGCGAAUUAUACCAUUUUAUAUAAACUACAGCAUUUUUUUUUUUUGUAAAAUUCAAGAAAAAAUCAUUGGAUGUUCCAAGGUCAUGUGAUGUAUUUUAUUCAUUGUCAAUCUGAUUGUCUUUCAAAUGCAGGAAA